AAUUUUCCUCAUGCUUUUAGUUUUAGCCACUGUUUCCCACAACAUGGAGUAGAGGUAUUUUUUGCUUUUUUCAUUUAAAUUUUCAAAUUCAAAUGAUUUGAGCGUUUGAUUGAAAGAAAGAAAGAAAGAAAAACAACACACACUCACACAAAUAGAUAGAUACAAGAAUAGAAGAACCAAAAGGGUUGUAAAAUUUGGAUCUUUUGAGUUCUGAGAGACAUGGGAGAGCCAACUUGUCUCAUGCAAGUCCAGCCAUUUUCUUAUGCUUCUGGUCUUCCCAGUGAAGCCAAUGAGGGAAACCCAAUUCAUGCACUAGGGCAAUCAGUCUCUUUUGGGAGGUUUAUGUCAGAGUCCUUAGCUUGGGAGAAAUGGUCAACCUUUUCUAACAACCGCUACGUUGAAGAGGCCGAGAGGUUCUCUCAGCCAGGCUCAGUGGCUCAGAAGAAAGCUUUCUUCGAAGCUCAUUACAAAAACUUAGCAGCUCGAAAGGCAGCUGCUGCAGCAGCGGCCUUGCUUGAAAAGGAAAAUGCAGCUGCAUCAGCAAACACUGCUCCUGAUAAACCUGAUCCAACCCAAGAUUCAAAAACGACAGUUUCCAACUUUGAAGCUGUCGUUGAUGAACUGGGACAGAAAAUUUUCGUCGUCAACGGAAAUGGGCAUCGUCCAAAUGUUGAAAAAAUCGAAAAUUUUGACAGCAGAAAGGUUGAAGUUACUGAUGUGGUAACUGGGGUUGAAGUUUCAAGCCAUGUUGAAAACCAGGAGGAAAAAGUGAGAGAGUUAAGCGAGACAGCAAAGUUGGAAAAAUCCAUAUCAAAGCCUGAACGAGAAGUUCCCAAGAAGAAAAUAACUCUUUCUUCUACAAAAUCUUCAACCAAAUCUGCAGCUCACACAAAAUCAUCAACCAAAUCUGCAGCUCCUACUGCAACUCCAUUGAAUAAAAGACUUGCAUUAGAGCCAACAGAUAAGAAGAGAUCAACUCCGAAAACCCUUCACAAGGCUAUAAAUUUCACACCCAUUAGAGAACUAAAUAGAAUAACCUCAUCAGUCAUUAGAAAGAUUGAGAAUUCUAGAGUCGGUGCCAGUUCUUCCAAGGCAAAUAAAGAUAUUUCCACUCCUUUAAGAACUCCAAACACGGUAUCUAAGAAUGGGGUUCGACAGCAGACUCUAAACACUCCUUGUUCGGCAAACAGAAGGGCUGCAACACCAGUCAAUCCCCCAACCUCAGGAAUCAAACCAUCUGGACCAAAAUGGCGGUUGCUUCCUACAGAUUGUUCAAAGUUUUUGAGUGGUUGCAGAAAAAAAACACGGUCCCCAUUUUCAUCGACUCCUUUCAGCUUGAGAACAGAAGAGAGAGCUGCAAGAAGACAGGAGAAGCUAGAAGAAAAAUUCAAUGCGAACGAGGCAAUUACAGAGCAGCUACAGACUAAAGUCAAGGACAAACCAGAAACAGCAGCUGGGAAGUUAAAUCCAAGUCUUUGCUUCAAAGCCAGGCCAUUGCCUGAUUUUUAUAAGCAAAGAAAACCUCAAAAGAAUGAGAUUAAAAAGGUUCCUCCAGUUACUCGUCCUCAAUCACCUAAUCUAAGAAGCAAGCCUACUCCUACUAAAGUUGAGAAGAGAUCCUCUCAAACUCCUAAUAAGCCACCUGUGAAGAACAAUGGCUCUAAGCAGAUUCAGGGAAAGAAUGCUCGUAGUCCGACUUGUUCUCUCAUUUCACGACCCACUAGGACGACUACAAUAACUCAUGAGAACAGAUCUCCAAAUAUUCAGCAGGGAUAAUUAAAGCCAAGCUUUGAAGAGUCCCCAGAUAUUAUGCAUGUCAAAAGCUGCUUCUAAAUGAUUUAGACAUAUUCAUAAAUUCGUUCCAAGUUCCACUUUGUAAUUAGUAUUAAGUACAUAAUUCUUUUGAUAGGACUUAAAUCCAGGGAUGUGAGCUAUGAUAUGUGGUUUUUGUU
This is a messenger RNA of Humulus lupulus (European hop), 1952 nucleotides long. RefSeq names its product protein WVD2-like 7. The record is from RefSeq and is a predicted model, not a curated record. The transcript has 9 exons. The coding region runs from base 220 to 1776 and encodes 518 amino acids. Lineage: Eukaryota; Viridiplantae; Streptophyta; Magnoliopsida; Rosales; Cannabaceae.